AAACACAAAAUGGCGGCGCGGAGGGAGCCGGGUUCCGGGCGGGGCUGAGGGAGCGCUCUGCUUUGAUCCGCUCUGCUUUAUUCCCUUCCACCCGGUGGCCAAUUGCUGGAAAGCAUCAGCCAGAGAGACCUGGGGUGUGGAGGGAGCACAGUGGUCAGCUGACGAUACCCAACUGUGCCCAACCUGCAGCUGCUGCCAUGGAGGAUGUGGAGUCACGCUUUGCACACCUUCUGCAGCCCAUCCGUGACCUCACCAAGAACUGGGAGGUGGACGUGGCUGCACAGCUCGGGGAGUACCUGGAGGAGCUGGACCAAAUCUGUAUUUCCUUUGAUGGUGGCAAAACUACCAUGAACUUCAUAGAGGCAGCUCUGUUAAUCCAGGGCUCUGCCUGCAUCUACAGCAAGAAGGUAGAGUACCUAUACUCGCUGGUCUACCAGGCACUCGACUCCAUCUCCAACAAGAAGCGGGAAAGGCAGCCCUGCUCCGUGGGACCGGACGGCAAGGAUGCAGAUGCAACCUUUGGGAUGGAGAAGGAAGAGUUCCUUUCCCUGGAUGACAUCAGCAACACCAGCCAGGCCAGCGUGGACUUGAAGAUGGACCAUCAGCCCAAUGCUGUGAAUGUUGUUCCCUUGACUCCAAUGUCUUUGGUUCCCCCGGAAGAGGCUGAGAAGAUAAACAACCCUCUGUUCAGCCGGAAGGGGGAGAUCCUGGCCAGCAGGAAGGAUUUCAGGAUGAACACGUGCACCCCUCACACCAGUGGAGCCUUCAUGCUGGAGCUGGCAGGGCUCUCCCCAACGUGUUUGCAGGAUCGACACCGUGAAGAGAACAAUGCCACCGGAGCAGUAGGAGCACAGUCCUCUGUCAUCGGUGGGAGGGAAUCCCUGCGUGUGAGCACCGGUGCGAUGCCUGUCCAGGCACUGAACUUCUCAGACGACGGAGGUGCUGCAGGACCAGAUGAUGACCACGAUGGAGGGGAUGACUUGCCUGUGGACCCUGAGAACAACAUGGAAGUGACUCCAGCUGCCAAUGAGCACAUUGAGCCACAGCGGAGUGUGCCCCAGGUGAAAGGUUACGUGCUGCGGCAGCGAGCCCCUGCUGAGGACCUUCAGCCCCACAUCAAGGAGAUGCUGGAUCCGUGGCAAAGCCUCGACCCCUUUGGUGACUCUGAAGACAAACCCUUCAGGAAAGGGAGGCCUUUCCUGGUGCCGCACGGCAUGGAUGACGUGGUUGGUAGCAAGCGGAAAAGGAAGGGACCCAGAAAGCUUCAGGACUUCUUGAAAUGGUUUUCUGCAACCUACAACAACAGUGCUGACUGCAGGAAAAGCAGGAGGAAAGGACCGACGUUUGCUGAUCUGGAGGUGCUGUACUGGAAGCAGCAGAAGGAGCGGUUCGUGGCACAGAGGAAGCUGCAGAGCAGGAUGGUGAGGAUGCAGGCAGGGUUGGAGGAUGGUGGGAGCCACGUUGGGUGGGGGCUCAGUGCUGCUUUUCCCCAGGGGCCACCCUUGUCGCUGCCACCGGAGCACGAAGAGGAGGAGGAAGAGCUGGAUGCACUGGAGAAGGAGCGGGGCGAGGAGGAUGGGGAAGCAGCAGAUGACUUUGUGGAGCAUGAGGACAUCCAGGAAGAGGAUGUGGAGAAUCUAGUCGAGAAAGCCAUGGCUCCCUGCGAUGCGGACGCGCUGAGCUACGAGGAGCUGGUGAGGAAGAACGUGGAGCUGUUCAUUGCCAAUUCCCAGAGGUAUGUACAGGAGACAGAGCUCUCCCAGCACGUCCGCCUUUGGGAGGAGAAGAUGGGGCCGGCACUGCAGGAGCAGGAGGAGCGCACGGCCUUCGACAUCCACAGCUAUGGGGACAGGCUGGCAGCCCGCUUCGGCAGCCUGGGUGAGUGGCAGUCCUUUGCCAGCCUGGUGGCCGGCCAGCCGCCCUUCGAAGUGUGCCGCUACAUGCUGGCCUCGUUGCAGCUGGCCAACGACUACACUGUGGAGGUGGCUCAGGACCCAGGGCUGGAGGAGGCGGUGGACACGGUACGGCUGCGGCUGCUGACACGGGAGCGGGCACACGAGCGCUUCCGCACCUAUUUGGCCCCCUCAGCCCGCCAAUGA
This is a messenger RNA of Gallus gallus (chicken), 2099 nucleotides long. RefSeq names its product non-SMC condensin II complex subunit H2 (gene NCAPH2). Lineage: Eukaryota; Metazoa; Chordata; Aves; Galliformes; Phasianidae. The coding region runs from base 198 to 2099 and encodes 633 amino acids. Gene Ontology annotation, cellular component: condensin complex; nucleus. The record is from RefSeq and is a predicted model, not a curated record. Gene Ontology annotation, molecular function: chromatin binding. The transcript has 20 exons. Gene Ontology annotation, biological process: mitotic sister chromatid separation; meiotic chromosome condensation.